Molecule: messenger RNA, 2688 nt
Organism: Pyricularia pennisetigena
Lineage: Eukaryota; Fungi; Ascomycota; Sordariomycetes; Magnaporthales; Pyriculariaceae
Exons: 4
Coding region: 1-2688 (895 amino acids)
Biological process (GO): DNA repair; DNA recombination; DNA biosynthetic process
Cellular component (GO): nucleus; mitochondrion
Molecular function (GO): DNA binding; DNA ligase (ATP) activity; ATP binding
Source: RefSeq, a predicted model, not a curated record
AUGGCUCCCAAGCAAGCCACCUUGGGCAAGUUCUUUGGAAAAGGAUGCCCGCCCGCGCCAGCGCAACAGACCAAGUUAUCUUUUGCCACGAAGCCCGUACCUACGAAGGACAAGAAGGAUGAAAAGGAUAAGGAUGAGGUUGUGAGCAGCCCAGGCACGAGCGAUGAGCUAGCAUCUGAUAAAGAUACGAAGAAGCGACCGCGCAUGGUAUCCGCAACUGCCACAAAAAAAUCUUCACCAAACAUCAAAAGCGCCAUUGUUAAGAAUGAGGAACCGGAUGACGAAGAGCCGCCUAUCAAAAAAGCGAGGCGAAGUCGGAAGGUCAUCGAGGAGGACGAGGACGACGAGGUAGUACAUGAUGUCAAAGCAGAAGCUACUGCGUCAGAUCAAGAUACCAAACCUGCGAAGAGGCGGCGUUCGCCUUCGGUUAAGACGGAAGCCAAAGAAGGCAAAUCCAAAGCAGUCAAAGACGACCCCGCAAGGACGGCCAAAGCUUCCAAACGUGGCAAAGCCGCUGUCAAGGAAGAAGACGGAGAUGAAUCGGCCAAAGAGCUUUCUGCCUCCGAGUCCGCUUCGGAAGUAGAAGAUGAGAUUGACGAGGAGGACGAGAAACCCAGUGUUGCUGCCAAGGUGCGCAAGACGGUGCAGAAGACCCUGCUGCAGCCCACAAGCAAGGAUCCCUACCCCGACUGGAAGCCAGGCGAGCCUGUCCCAUACGCAGCGCUCUGCACUACCUUCUCUUUGGUGGAGCUCACCACCAAGAGGCUCAUUAUAAUAGAGCACUGCUCGCGUUUCCUGCGACAGGUCUUGAAAUUAACACCUGAAGACCUCCUUCCUACGGUUCUACUGAUGAUCAACAAACUGGCCGCAGACUAUGCCGGUAUUGAACUGGGCAUUGGCGAGUCGCUCAUCAUGAAAGCGAUUGGCGAGUCGACGGGUCGCAGCUUGGCAAUCAUCAAGCAGGACCAAAGAGAGAUUGGCGAUUUGGGUCUGGUUGCGGUCAAAUCGCGGUCGACACAACCGACAAUGUUCAAGCCCAAGCCCCUGACCGUUCGAGGUGUCUUUGCUGGACUCACAAACAUUGCGACAGUCACGGGCAAUGGAGCACAGGGCCGCAAGGUUGACAUGAUCAAGAAGCUCCUUUCUGCCGCCGACGUGAACAAUACCGGCAAAGUUGACAUCAGCAAAGACAAGGGUGGUCCCAGCGAGGCCAAGUUCAUCGUCAGAUUCCUUGAGGGGAAGCUCAGGCUUGGAUUGGCCGAAAGAACCGUCUUGCCAUCGCUGGCACAAGCUGUGAUCGCGCACGAAGCCUCCCGGAAUGGAAGCGUUCCCAGUGCAAGCGACGUCGAAAAGGCUGAGCAGAUGCUAAAGACGGUUUACAGCGAGCUCCCAAGUUACGAAGUCAUCAUCCCAGCACUGCUGGAGCAUGGCAUCAUGAACCUAAAGGACAAGUGCAAAUUGCGGCCAGGGAUUCCACUCAAGCCCAUGUUGGCCAAACCGACAAAGGCAAUCACCGAGGUACUCGACAGAUUCGAGAAUCAGACUUUUACUUGCGAGUACAAAUACGACGGAGAGCGGGCGCAGAUCCAUUAUGUGGCCAAGGAAGCAAACGAGGAGCUCAGCAAAGCUCUGCCGGGUGCCACCAAGGCUGUAGGGUCGGGCCUGGCCGCCAUUUUCUCGCGCAACUCAGAAGACCUGUCGCAGAAGUACCCUGAUAUAUUGGCCAAGCUGGACAGCUGGGUCAAGCCGGACACCAAGAGUUUCGUGCUCGACUGCGAAACAGUGGCUUGGGACGUGCAGGAGAAGAAGGUGCUGCCUUUCCAACAGCUCAUGACGCGCAAGAAGAAGGACGUCAAGAUUGAGGAUGUCAAGGUCAAAGUGUGUGUGUUUGCUUUCGAUCUGUUGUACCUUAAUGGCGAAGCUGUUGUUGAGAAGUCGCUUCGCGAACGGCGGGCUUUGCUCGAGUCCUCUUUCAAACCGAUCGAGGGCGAGUUCGCCUAUGCCACGCACAUGAAUGGCCAGGAGCUCGACGAGAUCCAGACCUUCCUGGACGAAAGCGUCAAAGCUUCAUGCGAGGGUUUGAUGGUUAAAAUGUUGGACGGCACUGAGAGUGGGUAUGAGCCCAGCAAGCGGAGUCGAAACUGGCUAAAGAUCAAAAAGGAUUAUCUGUCUGGUAUUGGCGAUUCCCUGGACCUGGUGGUUCUGGGCGCCUACUACGGCAAGGGCAAGCGUACGUCAGUGUACGGAGCUUUUCUCCUCGCCUGCUACAACUCCAGCGGCGACAAGUAUGAGACUGUCUGCAACAUCGGCACAGGUUUCUCUGAGGCGGUCCUCGAGGAGCUGUAUACACAGCUCAAGGACACAGUUAUCGAUAGGCCCAAGCCCUUUUAUUCUCACAGCUCGGGUGGUCAGCACCAGCCGGACGUUUGGUUCGAGCCUCGCUUCGUGUGGGAGGUCAAGACGGCAGACCUGACGCUCAGCCCGCGCUACAAGGCAGGCUGCGGCGAGGGUGUUGACCCGUCUGGGACCAAGGGAAUCAGCCUACGGUUCCCGCGGUUCAUCAAGGUGCGUGACGACAAGAAGCCCGAUGAAGCCACAUCGAGCAGACAGGUUGCAGAGAUGUACAGGAAGCAGGAAAGUGUGGCAAAGAACAAGGGCCCUGCAGUUGAUGACGACUUCGAGUACUGA